CUCGGUGUUGCGGGCUGUGCGUUCCGGGCUCGGUGCUGCUGGCUGUGCGUUCCGGGUUGCGGGCUCCGCGCUGAGGGUUCCGGGCUGCGGGCAGAGGGUGAAGAAUUGUUUAGAUAGAGGAAAGGAAGUUGACUGCCCAAAACUGAGCCCGUGAGAAACAGGAGCUGGAUGACCGCGGUCAGAUCUCGAUUUCUCUGUGUAGCCCCAGCUGUCCUGGAACUCACUCUGUAGACCAGGCUGGCUUGGAACUCAGAAAUCCGCCUGUCUCUGCCUCCCAAGUGCUGGGAUUACAGGCGAGCGCCACCACUGCCCGGCUCCAUUUGGACUGUUAAAGAAACAAAUGCCAAGAUAGAAUUAGCUUCACAAGAGGCUUAUUGGGGACCUUGCUGUGACCACUGAAGGAAGAGCCUGAAGACUGCAAUGCCCUUUGACCCCUGCGAAAGGAGGGUUUCGAGGAAGGAGCGCCAUCCUGCAGCUGCUCUGGUGGAGCCCAGUGCAGAGGGGAACUCUGCUCCUCAGUCUACUUGUCCACCAGUGUUCCUCUUAGGUUUGAGGGAGACAGUCUGAUCUCCCGGAGUUAGAGCCAGUCCAGAAACCAUUGCUGUUUCAAAAAUGUUGGAGGAAGAUAUGGAAGUGGCCAUCAAGAUGGUGGUGGUGGGAAACGGGGCGGUUGGAAAGUCCAGCAUGAUCCAGCGCUACUGCAAAGGCGUCUUCACAAAGGACUACAAGAAAACCAUCGGUGUUGACUUUUUGGAGCGACAGAUUCAAGUUAACGGUGAAGACGUGCGGCUAAUGUUAUGGGACACUGCCGGUCAAGAGGAGUUUGAUGCAAUCACAAAGGCCUACUAUCGAGGAGCCCAGGCUUGUGUGCUCGUGUUUUCUACCACAGACAGGGAAUCUUUUGAAGCAAUUUCCAGCUGGAGAGAAAAAGUAGUAGCGGAAGUUGGAGAUAUACCAACCGCACUUGUACAGAACAAGAUCGACCUGCUGGAUGAUUCGUGUAUCAAAAAUGAGGAAGCCGAGGGACUGGCCAAGCGGCUAAAGCUGAGAUUCUACAGGACGUCCGUGAAGGAGGAUCUGAACGUGAACGAAGUUUUUAAAUAUUUGGCUGAGAAACACCUACAAAAACUCAAACAGCAGAUAACCGAAGAUCCAGAACAGACACAUUCCAGUAGUAACAAAAUUGGUGUCUUUAAUGCAUCCGUUGGAAGUCACUUGGGCCAGAAUUCAAGUUCCCUUAAUGGCGGAGAUGUCAUCAACCUUAGACCUAACAAACAAAGGACCAAGAAAACCAGAAAUCCUUUCAGCAGCUGUAGCAUACCCUAAACUGUUGUAGGGAGGAGGAGGCUGAAUUGCACCGUGCAGUUAACGGCACCAUGUGUGGGGUGUGUCCCGCGUGGGUCGGUGGGCCUCGCACUGCGCUCUGAAGCUGACAUUGUAAUGUUGCUCUGCUGCGCUUCUCAGAAUGUAGAUGGAGCCCUCUGCUGGAAAAUCACUGCCCUGUGGACUCACUCUAGUUUUUUACCUUAGACGAAGCUUCUCCUGUUUUUGAAGGACACCAUAGGAAGUGUCAGAAACAGGGUUUGCUGAAUUUCAAAUGCUGAAAACAACAGCAACAUGACUAACUACAUCGGUGACCAUUAGACCCUGAGGACCCAGGAGAGAUGUCGAGCAUUCUUGUUCUGAAUCUGGUCAUCAAGCUUUUCUGGAAUGUUCCAUCUGAAUGCUUAAAGAGCAUGUGGAAGGGGAAGCCCGGACUCUGUCAGACUGCCCCAGAGUGUGUGGUCGGAGGUACUCGUGCAAUAUCCAUGAUGUGUGGACUGUGGGGGCGUGCAUGUGACGCCUGGCUCUGGCAGAGUGCCUGGGUCCUGGAAAGGGUGUGCAGAUUCUAAUUAGUUCUCUCAUACAACCAUUGCGCAUGUUCUUGGUCUCACAUGAGACUUAGGGACAUAUUUACAGAACGAACUUGGACGCAAGUGUACCGUGUGCCAAACACUACCCCUAAUUUUUACAGUACUUUCCUAUUAGAAUUUGUAUCUUGUAACUGCGGUUUCCUCUCCGACAGGUGGGUGGGGGGAAUGGAAACAUCUGAAUGCUAGGGCCCGCCCCUCUCGGCAUCCUCCCGAAAUCUUCUCCAGUUACGUCCAGCUAGCUUGUGCCCGGUACACACCGCAGCCUGCAGCCACUUAGGAGCCUGUAGAGUGUGGGCGCACUGCCUUGGUUCUGAUGACAGAUUUUCUGAAGCUGCAACUCUAAGGAACUUUUUGUUUACACUCCUGGUACAGCAUUUUACCAUCAUUGCUUACAUUUUUCUGUGGCCUUUGGUUGACACGGCUCCUUACUGAGAACUAUGGUGGUGAGAAGUGUCCGUAAGGAAAGACCUGGUAUGUAAAUGACGAUCGGAAACUUGUGGGUUGGACACUAGCCUGCCAAAGAGAUAAUGUCACAAUUCUAUCAAAAACUCAUUAUCCUUAAUUGGUAAUUUUAUUUUUAAAGUAUCAAUAACCCAUUUCCAUAGUCCUGGUUUUCAUGUGACCUUAAAAUAUAUGAAAGUGAUAUUUCUUGGAACAUGUGAUAUGAAGUCCUUUUCUUUUUCUUUUUUCUUUUUAUUUCUUUCUACUAAAAUAUAUAAAUUGUUCCUAUAUUUCUCUUGUCCUCCCUUCCCCCCCACCCCAGACAGGGUUUCUCUGUGUAGCCCUGGCUGUCCUGGAACUAACUCUGUAGACCGGGCUGGCCUCGAACUCAGAAAUCUGACUGCCUCUGCCUCCCAAGUGCUGGGAUUACAGGCGUGUGCCACCACUGCCCGGCACCUUUUUUUUUUUUAAGUUUACUCUUGGCGUGCCGUCCCAUCCUGCCCAGAUUCCUGUUGCGAGCACCGAGGUCGCUGUGCCCUGUCUCCCUGGUGGUUUGCAUGCCUUUCCCACCGUGCAUCCCAAGCUGUCCAGGCCAUCUGUGUGGUCAGCUCUUAGCGCCCCCAGUGCCGGGGUAAGGUGGGGACUUGGUUCCUCACAGUGGUGCCUGCCGUCCUGCUGUAAGCCAGGAUUUUUCUCUUCAAAUACAGACUCUUCAGUUUUGCACAAAAUAAAUUUGUUGGCAAAUAAAUUAGUUGCCACUUUUAAUGGCAUUGGCAGAAAAUUCAUUCCUUAUAGAACAUUGUAGCUUUAUUCAUAGCCACUAAAUGCAUGGUAACAAGGUGUGUGGUUCAUCUCUUUAAAAUAGCGUCUGGUGAUGGCUGCAGUUCCCUUAAUAUUUGUUAUUUUGUCUCCAUCGCCCCCCCUCCCCCGGAGCUGAGGACUGACCCCAGGCAAGCCCCUUCCUUAAUAUUUGUAACAGAAGUUUAUGUUUUCUGUUGUAUCAAUUUUUUUAUGGAAGCGUUUGUUCCUUUGCAUUACUCUGUUUUCUACCUAACUUUAAAAGGCCUAAAAUCAGCCUCAAGUAACAUUAAUUUACCAAUCUAUUCAGUUCUGAAACCUUCAAAGUUCACAUUAUUGGUUUCUUCUGUGGCUGUAAUGUUUACGAACUGUAAUAUGAAGUUCUAGGGGCGCCCCCUUGCCGAUGACUGCUGUCCAGGACUCCGGGCCACGGGCCACUGGAUAUUUGUGCUCUAGUUAACUUUUUUGGAGUAUUACUAGUGUUUAGUGUCAGGCACAUCGCUGUGGAAUAAUUGCCAUAUCUAAGCGUUCCUCAGGUUUCUUCCAGUCUCUGCCUACGAACGCAGUAGUAUAGAAAACAGCCCAUACACUGCGGCAGUUCAGACGAAAGCAGGUCUAACUGUUUCUUCUUGUCCACUCAAGGUGACGGUACACAUGGGGAUUUCAAAUUCCAACUAGCACUACCACAGAGAGGGUGAGGGGUGGGGGUGGGGGACCCGCGAGGUGGGGAAGGAGGGCUUCCCUGCUGAGUUUGGGAGUUUGGGCCGCUGCUCUUGAGUGUAGACAGGGCGGAGAACUCAGGGGUGUGGCCCCAGUGCCUGCCACUAGGGACUAGGGUCUUUCAGAGGAUUUAGGAUGAGUUGAGCAUAGAGCCUGACUUUGCACCCUGAGGUGCUCUUGUAAUCUGAGAUGUUGCCUGCCUUUGGAGGAUUCUGGCGCUCAGUGAGUGCCCUGGGAGAAGUUCUCUGACUGGCUGCAGGAGCCCACAAGGGGAGAGCUUUGGCCUCCACAGCCUUAGGUGAGCAGGUGGCUUUAGUCACACUAACAGUUACUACGAACAUGGUGUUGCUCUUAAGAGUUUCACAUAUAGAACUUAAAAAUCUGUCAUACAAAUGAAGUUACCUGCCCACAGGUCAACAAAACCCCAGCAGGGUCCGAGAUGCUCAGGCAGCCAGUGCCCCGGGCGCCUGAUGAUCCGGCCGCAGGAGUCUGUGUCGCUACCACUUUUCUGUUGUCUCUGGAAAUAUCUAUAGUAGGAUGUUGAUAAAUGGUAUUUUCAAAAUAAAAUCUUUGGGUCAAAGGAAAAACUUAACCCCUUCUAUAUUUUUGUUACUAAUAAAUAGUGCUUUUGUAAAUUUGAAUGGAAAACUACUUGUAUGUAUUCCUACUGAGUGGUACUUAACACCCUUGGGGUUAAUUUAAAAAUGUACUAUUUGAUUAAAAUUUCCACAAAGAUGAAUUCCAAUAACCAAAAUAAAUAAAUAAAUAAAACAUUUCAAAGCUGUAA
Apodemus sylvaticus (European woodmouse) is the source of this 4659-nucleotide messenger RNA. It is a transcript of the gene Rab23, whose product is annotated as RAB23, member RAS oncogene family. Lineage: Eukaryota; Metazoa; Chordata; Mammalia; Rodentia; Muridae. The record is from RefSeq and is a predicted model, not a curated record. Gene Ontology annotation, molecular function: GTPase activity; GTP binding. The coding region runs from base 613 to 1326 and encodes 237 amino acids. The transcript is spliced from 9 exons.